This is a messenger RNA of Lasiosphaeria miniovina, 1896 nucleotides long. RefSeq names its product multicopper oxidase-domain-containing protein. Gene Ontology annotation, molecular function: copper ion binding; oxidoreductase activity. The transcript is spliced from 2 exons. The coding region runs from base 1 to 1896 and encodes 631 amino acids. The record is from RefSeq and is a predicted model, not a curated record. Lineage: Eukaryota; Fungi; Ascomycota; Sordariomycetes; Sordariales; Lasiosphaeriaceae.
AUGUGGGGCCUACUCCGGGGUGCGCAGCUGUCGCUGGCUGUGGCCGCCCUCGCCGCACUUCUGCCGCACUCGCUGGCGUCUGCUGUGCCGGCCCGCGGGCUGGACUGGGGCAAGAAACCCAAGCACUUCGACCUGACCUUGACAUGGCAGAACUACUCGCCCAACGGCCAGACGCGGAAGAUGAUCCUCGUCAACGGCCAGUUCCCCGCCCCCGUCCUGGAGAUAGAUGAGGGCGACGACGUCGAGGUUGUCGUCUACAACAAGUUGCCCUUCAACACCACGGUGCACUUCCACGGCAUCGAGCAGUACCUGACGCCCUGGUCCGACGGCGUCCCCGGCAUCACGCAGCACCCGAUCCAGCCGGGCAAGUCGUUCAAUUACGCCUGGACAGCAAGCCAGUACGGCAGCUACUGGUACCACGCGCACCAACAUGGUCAGCUCGACGAUGGCCUGUAUGGGCCCAUCGUGAUCCACCCCAAGAAGUCGCGGCCGGCGCCCUUCAGCCUCAUCAGCAAGGACGCCAAAGCGCUGGACGCCAUCCAGAAGGCCGCCGCCAGCCCCAAGCCGCUGAUGCUGUCCGACUACCGCCACACCGUGUCCGACGACACCAACGCCAUCCAGCAGGCGUCGGGCAUCGAGCUGACGUGCCUCGACUCGAUCCUGCUCAACGGCAAGGGCAACGUCAACUGCUGGUCGGCCCAGAAGAUCGCGUCGCUGCUCGGCCCGGACCAGCUGGCCUUUCUGCAGCUGGCCAACGUGUCGAGCUUCUCGGUCAAGGGCUGCCUGCCGCCGCAGGUCUUUGCCGCCCUCACCCUGCCGGGCCAGCCGAAGCCCAACCUGGCCGCCAUCCCGGCCGACAUCUUCGACCAGUGCACGCCGACCAAGGGCAGCCACGAGGUCAUCUCGGUGGUCAAGGAAACGUGCGACGACGACAAGUGGCUCGCGCUCGACGUCAUCGGCGGCUUCGGCUUGCUGACCACGGCCGUGGCCGUCGACGGCCUACCCAUGUACGUCUACGCCGUCGACGGCGAGUACAUCCAGCCCCAGACCGUCGACGUGCUGGUCGUGGCCAACGGCGACCGCUUCUCCGUCCUCGUCCACCCCACCAAGCCCGGCGACUACCCCCUGCGCGUGGCGUCCCUCGCCGCCCCGCAGGUCAUCUCGGCCAACGCGACCAUCGCGUACCGCGAGGAGAAGUCGAAGGGCGUCAUCGCGCCGCUGCCGAGCACCACGGUCAAGCCGCCCGCCUCCAUCGACGAUGCCGGCCGCCCCACGAGCGCCAACAUCGUCUUCUUCAGCCAAGACACGCAGCGGCCCUUCUCGCCGCCCGAGCCCUUCUUCGCGGGGCCCGCCGACCAGACCUUCAAGCUGUCGCUGCGCAUCGCGGGGCGCAGCUUCGACUGGGCGCUCAACGAGACGCAGUUCCCGGGGCCGGCCCAGGCCGACACGCCCACAUCGCCCGUCGUGCUGUUCAAGCCCGACGCCAACCGCCACGACAACCUGACCAUGUCGACGCGCAACAACACGUGGGUCGACCUGGUCUUCCUCAGCACCACCGUCCCCAUGCCGCCGCACCCCAUCCACAAGCACGGCAACAAGAUGUGGCUGCUCGGCCAGGGGUCGGGGCCGUUCAAGUGGGCGACCGUCGCCGAGGCCGCCAAGGCGAUCCCGCAGAGCUUCAACCUCGUCAACCCGCCGCGCAGGGACAGUUUCGUCACGCCGCCGGCGAACACGGAUGUCGCGUGGAUGGCCGUCCGCUACCAUGUCACCAACCCCGGCGCCUGGCUAGUGCAUUGCCACAUCCAGAGCCACUUGAUUGGCGGCAUGGCCAUGGUCAUCCAGGACGGCGUGGAUAAGUUCCCGCGCGUGCCGGCCGAGUAUCUCAACUACCACUGA